Messenger RNA from Salvia splendens (bonfire salvia), 1167 nucleotides. Its product is annotated as zinc finger BED domain-containing protein RICESLEEPER 3. The record is from RefSeq and is a predicted model, not a curated record. The transcript has a single exon. Lineage: Eukaryota; Viridiplantae; Streptophyta; Magnoliopsida; Lamiales; Lamiaceae. Gene Ontology annotation, molecular function: DNA binding. The coding region runs from base 1 to 1167 and encodes 388 amino acids.
AUGGGAAUAGUGUCGAUCGCCUCACACUGCUGGACUGCACUGAACAACACUAACUUCAUUUGUGUUUCUGCGCAUUGCAUUGGGAAAGACUGGAAACUGCACAAGAAGAUUAUCAGUUUUUGCAAGGUUGAAAGUCAUAACGCAAGUACCAUUGGCGAUUCUAUAGUCAUGUCGCUGAAAGAGUGGGGAUUGACUAAUCUGUUUUCUUGCACUAUGGAUAUUGCACCCGAAAAUGAGAAGGCAGUUCAACAUGUCAAGUAUCACGUGGAGACGUUGAACAAGUAUACGAUUGAUUGCAAAAAGCCGUUGUGCUUGCAUGUUCCGACUCGUUGGGACUCUACUUAUUUGAUGCUAGAGUCGGCUCUACCUUACGAAGAAGCAUUCACGCUUUCUAAGAAUCAGCAUUCUUGUUUUGUGGAAGUUUUGAAGCAGAGAAAACACAAUGAUCUUUCUAUUGGACCGCCUAAAAAAGAAGAUUGGGCGAAUGUGAAGAACAUGAUGGAAUACCUCAGGAAGUUCUACGCGUUGACUCGCGUCUUUUCUGCCACCAGAUAUCCCACAUCACAUUUAUUCUUUGCAGAGAUGUGUGAUUUCUUUGACCUCAUCUCUACGUUGGAGAUGAGCGAUGAUUCUGGAGUAAGUGCCAUGGCUAGAAAGAUGCGGUCGAAGAUUGGGAAAUAUUGGAGCGAGGAAACUGAAUUAAAUCCGAAUUUGAAUAGAAUUGUGUACAUUGCAGCCGCGCUUGAUCCAAGACAAAAGAUGAGACACGUUGAGACGUGCUUUAAAACAAUCUAUGGAGAAGAACGAGGGGCUGAUAUGGUGAGAGAGGUGACGGACUCAAUGAAUGAGCUGUUUGAGUUUUACAGAGCGCAGGAUGUGACUCCUACACUACCUCGAUUAGUUGAUACAUCUACUGUAGUACCUCGUGUGUGCUCGAAUGGUCGAGUCUCUCUUCGCUUUAUGGCUUUGCAGUCUAGUGUUGACGAAGAAACUAGCGAUGUGAAUGAGCUCACUCUUUAUCUCAAAGCAAAAAGGCACAUGGUGUUGAUGGACGAGAUCGACAACUUUGACAUCUUAAAGUGGUGGUUCGGAGCACCCUUACUACCACGUUUUGAGCAAGAUGGCAAGGGAUAUUUUGGCAAUUCCCGUUUCCAGUGUUGCUUCUGA